ACCUAAAGCAUCCUAAAUUUGCCUCUCUGUCAUAUAGGGAGCGGGAUGUCCUACAAGUACUACUCUAUUACGGGAAUUAAAGAGGGCUGGGAUUCCAAUGGCCAAGUCCCAAUUAGGCGAGACUUCGACGAGUGGUCCCAGAGUACCGAUGCCAAAGACAAGAUCCAAGUGAUACUAUAUCUGCUCGCUCUUAAACGGUUCCAAGCAGUCUCUCCUGAAAAAAGAGAUUCGUAUUUUCAAAUAGCAGGUAUUCAUGGAUAUCCAUACACGUCCUGGGACGAGCCUUCCACCACCACCGAUGAAGUGGGGAGGAAGGGCUACUGUGUUCACGCGAACGUUCUUUUCCCUUCGUGGCAUCGACCAUACAUGCUGCUCUAUGAGCAACGUCUCUAUGAGAUCAUGGUGAACGAAAUCAUCCCGGAACAUCCAAGAUACAAGACCGAGUAUCUAGAUGCUGCUCGAACAUGGCGACUACCAUUUUGGGACUGGGCUAAAAAUCCCAAAGUGCCGGAGAUAGUUCGCUGGAAGAGAAUUGAGAUCACCAUCGGAGAUGAUCCGUCAGUGAUCAUAGACAACCCCCUUUACCAGUUCAAGAUGCCGAAUGACAAAAAGAUGGGGGUUUAUGGGGUAGGAAAGCUAAAGUUCCCCGACGGCGAUGAAUUUCUUGAGUAUGGAGAAUGCUACGCCACGAGUCGAUGCCCUGAUGAGAACGAGCGCAAACCUGAUAAUAAGGCUUGGAUAGAGGGAGUUGUCCAUGAUGAAAAGGUGGACGACUUUUUGACCAAGUAUAGCUCUGUUACUGGAUUCCCGUACGGCACUGCGGCAGAACUAGUGUACCGAUUGCUGACCUAUCCGAUGGAUUAUCCUCACUUUGCUACUCUUGCUAGAGACGAGAAUUCUUCUAGCGCAACUGCUAGUACAUCAAGCAUCACAAACGACAUAAACUUAGAGUUCAUCCAUAAUAAUGUCCACUAUUGGGUUGGGGGGGAUGGCGGGCAUAUGUCCCAAAUUCCAGUAGCAACAUUCGACCCGGUCUUCUGGUUACAUCACUGCAAUCUCGAUCGUUUGUUCGCCAUAUGGCAGACCCUGAACCCAGGCAAGUGGUUCGAGACGGAUAACCAACGAUACUUCGACCAAAAGAUUAUUGGAAGUGGAGAUGUAAUCACCAACAAGACCCCUCUACGCCCCUUCCAUAAAGACGAAAUGGGUACAGUUUGGACACCGGAUGACACUCGCGAUUGGUUUAAACUGGGCUAUACGUACCCUGAGCUAAAGACUGGCAAGGAGACUGGGGCUCAGCUACUUGAGAUGGUGAACAAGACGUAUGGGAUUACCCGGCAGGAAGGAUUGCAGAUGACCGAUGUGCCUAAAGGAAUGGAGAUAAUUGAUAAUGAAUAUGGACAAGAUGCUGGGAAGGGCGGAGUUAAGAUGAAUGACUACGCGCUUAGCAUUCGGUACUCGAAAUUUGCUUUGGGUGGUUAUCCAUUCAACAUCGAAGUCUUCUUGCGACCCGAAGGCGAGACCGAGAACAAGUUUCGAACAGAAGACUUCGUCACCAACGUAUUCAACUUCAGUCAGCCGUCAGAGCAGGAUGGAAAAGAGGUCUGCAGCAACUGUAAAGAAGGAGAAGAGAGAGAUACACAGGCAAUAGCCUAUGUUCCCGUCACUUCAUAUCUUAUCAAGAUGAUCCAGCAGCAUGAGCUAUCGGAUCUCCAGCCACCUACUGUUGAGAAGGUGUUGGCUAGAAUGUACUGGAGGAUUGUAGACCUGGGCGGGAAAACAGUCCCCAAGGAAAUGUGGAAAGACUCGAUGAAACUCGGGAUAUCUGUAUCGAAAACCCAGAUGACUUACACGAAUGAUCCCCAAGUCAAACCAGAGUUCCCAGACCCGGAGGUGAUCCCAUCGCUUGGAACAAGCCCGAGUAAACCCCCGACGCCCACUGGGGUUGUCUCCAAUAACAUUAGCGUCGCCAAGAUCUCCCAGCUCGAAGCGGAGGUCCCCACCGGAGGCUCCAUCGUUUUCCAAUCUCCCACGAUGGAUCUCGAGACGCCGCGUCGCGAGACUGGGACUGGCAUCGCGCUUCUUCAUUGGGAUCCAUCCAGCACGGCGAGUUCACGAGACGUAGAGAAUUACGACAUACUACUCGGCAUGGUAAUUAAAAACAAGCGACGCGUAGUGCAGUGCAACAGCAAGCCGGCCGGCGGGGGCUACGGAGUGACUGUGGAACUCGAGCCUGAUCCUUGGUUUGGGGAUAGCCCGCAGCUUAGAGUCGACGUUGAAGAGAACCAGUUCGUGGUUUAUGUGGAUGGAAGAAGGAUCCAGGCCGUGGAAAGGCCGAUCAAGAACAGCAUAACGCAUGUUAGAUAUUACACCUCGCCGACGACAGCGCAGCCGGUGUUGGCAAGGGACAUUAUCGCGACGACAUACAAGAACAAGAACGGUGUGCCAUGA
Messenger RNA from Daldinia decipiens, 2451 nucleotides. RefSeq names its product tyrosinase. The record is from RefSeq and is a predicted model, not a curated record. The transcript is spliced from 8 exons. Bases 46 to 2451 code for a protein of 801 amino acids. Gene Ontology annotation, molecular function: oxidoreductase activity. Lineage: Eukaryota; Fungi; Ascomycota; Sordariomycetes; Xylariales; Hypoxylaceae.